AUGCCUCCUCACCACCAUUCUCCAUUGGAAGAUCAGUCUUUUGCCUCCAUGGCCGAUCAAUUGGCUCAACUAGUUGCUAUAACUAUCGCCAACAACAACCGCAUCGAUGCCAUCAUUGCCAAGCUAACUGAGAUCACUGAAAUCCCCACCACCACAUUGAUCAAAAACACAAAUAUGGGGGAUAUCACGUCACAACCACUGCCACCGACAUCCCCAUCACAACCGUUGCUGCUAACAACACCGACAUAUCCACCGUUAACACUGUCGGCAACCCCACCUUCACCAAUUCAAUCGAAGAUACAACCGCCGUCGCCCCCAUCACCAUAG
Molecule: messenger RNA, 327 nt
Organism: Lactuca virosa
Lineage: Eukaryota; Viridiplantae; Streptophyta; Magnoliopsida; Asterales; Asteraceae
Source: the annotation of a GenBank genome assembly